This is a messenger RNA of Penicillium malachiteum, 5484 nucleotides long. RefSeq names its product putative nuclear migration protein (ApsA). The transcript is spliced from 2 exons. Gene Ontology annotation, biological process: dynein-driven meiotic oscillatory nuclear movement; microtubule cytoskeleton organization; establishment of mitochondrion localization. The record is from RefSeq and is a predicted model, not a curated record. NCBI's taxonomy places the organism in Eukaryota, Fungi, Ascomycota, Eurotiomycetes, Eurotiales, Aspergillaceae. Gene Ontology annotation, cellular component: mitochondrion; cell cortex. Gene Ontology annotation, molecular function: phospholipid binding; tubulin binding. Bases 1 to 5484 code for a protein of 1827 amino acids.
AUGACCGCACCAGACACGGGUGCAAAUAGCUCACUUACCGCAAUGAUGGAGGAUCCUUUUGUGUCUAGUAAUUCCGACGACCUUCCUGCCUCUCGCGACUCUCAUCGUUUGCCAUCAUUUGAUACUCAAUUAUUCAACCUUAAUGCCUCCUCGCCUGCACAAGCCAAGCGUGCCCUCGAGACUCGACUAGCCGAAACUGAACGUCAACUUGAACAAGCAUCCAAAGUUGGAACCGCCCUCGUCGAACAACAACGGCAGCUCGAGGAUCAUAUCAAGAUUCUUGAAAACCAAAAGGAUGAAAGCGAGAUAUCAUCGGAAUUGCGCCAAAAACUGGCAGACUUGGAGCGCGAGUAUGCAGAGACAGAACGGGAUACUGCGCGCGCCAUUUUGGCACCGAAGCGACUGGCAGGUAGCUCGGAUGAUCAUCUAGGCACCCCCGGCAUUGACCCAAAGUCCCCUCUUAACUCCGCUCUCUUCGCCGGACAGGCUACAAAUUCCCCAAGCAAAGUCAGCGUCCCAUCUCGCAGACAACGAAACCAACCAUCCGGCCGCGUACAUGAUAUCGAGUUUGCGACUGAGAUCUCCACUUCCUUGCUCAGCCAAGUACGGCAGUUACAGAGUGUUGUGGCAGAACGAGAUGAGACCAUCAAAUCCGACAAGUUGGAGAAAAGUCGAAUGGAACUAGAGAUUGAAGGUCUUCAACAGCGAGUUCGAGUUCUUGAUGACAGUGAACAGCGUUACAAGGACGAGAAUUGGUCUCUGGAGACGCAGACUCAUGAAUUGAUGAACUCUGUAAAGGAAGCGAACGAACGGGAAAAGAAGCUCAACGGCACCCUGAGCGCGGCCAAUACGGAAAAGAGCUCAGUCCAGCGCGAAGUCGAAGAAUUACGGCAGGCAAACUCAAAGCUUUUGGAAGAGCAGGCGUACAUCCAGAAAGUCAAUGACUCCGAAAUCCAUCUCCUGCGACGCAACCUGAAUGCUGGCGAUCUAGAAAAGGCCGCACUUCAGAAGAAACUCGAAGAGUUGAACUCGCAGAACCAAGAGCUCGCUAAGGUGGUUGCAAUGCGCAUCCGAGAACAUGAAUCACAAGGCAACCGAGACCUGGCCGAUGACAAUGACAGCGACGAGUCAGAGCAGAAUACUCCGGACAACUCUCCACCACCUUCUCCCAACAAGUUUACUCCCCGACACGGCCACCUGGAAUCGGAAACUUUGAAGAGUUCCCUGGGCCAUGCCCAUCGUAUGAUUCAGAAUCUCAAGAGUACAAUUCACCGAGAGAAGACCGAGAAGAUCGAACUCAAGCGUAUGUUGCAAGAGUCCCGGGAUGAGAUUGAGCAGCGUCGCCGUGAGACCGCAGCUCCUAACGGAACCUCGACCAAACGCUUGAAGAAGAAGGAUGAAUCUUUCCGGAAGCCUGCUCGCCCCGACUUGCUGGGUGCUGGCCGCAAAGAGAAGUCGCAGGUUGAGGUUCAAGAAGACACCGACUGGGAGGACAAUGCCAGUCAAAUCAGCCCGACUCGCUCUACCUCAAAUGUCUUUGUUAAGGGUCGACCCGGACGCGCUUCUCCAGACGAGCCCAGUGAUGUCUACCAGACCGCCACUGAAGCCGAAGAUGGCUUUGAGACCGCUAACGAGCGAGCAACUGCAACUGAGAGCGAGGCCUUCCAGACUGGCGUCGAGAGCAUGGCCGAUGAUAGCAGUGACUCUGCCGAUCUUACCGAGACGGAGAACAAUGUCCAGACCACCCCUCGCCAGCGUGUUUCUCCUUCUUUGGUGAUGUCGAAGGCUCGCGAUCGUAAUUCCUGGCACAGCUCUGCGUCUACCUCGGAUGACGAUGACGACCAGGAUAGUGGUCAUCCUUCCCCCAGCCAAGUUUACAUCUCCCGUCCCCGGGUCAAGUCCAAGCGAAGCGUUCUCAGACGCAUUCGGCCGUCCGGAGAGGCACCCAUGGCCUCCAGCAGCCGACCAUCAAGUGCACGUGAGUCUAUUGCCUCUCUUGCCGGCAGCUUUGAGCAGGAAGCUCCAUCUCAAGAAGGUGGUCAGAGUCUCUUCGCCGAGCUUGCAGAGCUUGAAGGUGGUGAGGAGGAGUACGAUGAUGAGGAAGCGGGUACUUCUCAGGCCUCAACACCACGCAUGCUGGCCACAUCUGAUUCUCGCCGUCCCUCUGAUGCUGUGGCUCUGGACUUUGUGCCUAGACCCGUUAUGGUUGAUUCUGGUAUGAUGACGGAGCCUUGGGAGCCCACGGCUCUUGCUAGCGCCACUGUCAUUGGCGAGGCUGCCCUUGUUGGUGGUGCAGCUGCCGCUGCCGCCAGCACUGUGUUUGCGAAUGCUCCAUCGACUCCUAAGAAGGAUUCCAUUGAGGAGAGUCGUGGAGUCCCUGCCGCUGAGGAACAGCAGACUCCAAAAUUGGUCAGCUCAGGAACUCAGUGGACACCAUUGAAACACUCUGCUGCUGCUGAAGAUGAUCAUUUGUCAAAUGUCCCCACCCCGCCAAAGAUGGCCUGGGAUGAACGUGUUGUGGAGAUUCAGCAAGUUGAAGCGGGAACUCAGGCCGAACCUGAACUACUAGAGCUGGCUAUGGCAACGAUCACAUCUCAGGAAACCCUGCCCACUUUGCCCAAAUGGCCAGAAAUGGGUAUCUCAUAUAUCUCCGGAAAUGUGACCGUGCCUGUUAAGCAUGAGCCUCCAGUGCCAGAGUUCCCAGAGUUGAAUGUAUCCUCAAUUUCCUCUCAAACGACCGAACCUGUUCGACAAGUGGUUCCUGUGCCAGAGUUCCCAAAGUUGAAUGUAUCUUCAAUUUCUUCUCAAACAACCGAGCCUGUUCGACAAGUCGUUCCCGUGCCAGAGCUUCCGGAGGUGAAUGUGUCCUCGAUCUCGUCGCAGUUCACUGAACCUCUUGCGGCAAUCAUCCCUGAGCCGGAGCCCGUCAUUCCCAUCGAGCCCGUGCGAGAAAUACCAGAACUCUCCUUAUCGUCAGUGUUCACCUCCUACUCCACUGAACCUGUUCAGGCGCGUCUUCCCGAACCUGAACCAACACCUGUACCCGUUGUCGAGGAGGUACCCAUCCCUGAAGUCGGAGUCUCGUCUAUCUCUUCCCAACACACACUGCCUAUCAUACCAGAGCUUCCUGAGCCUAAGGUGAUAGAGGUACCAGUACCUGUUGUCGAAGAAAGACCUAUCCCCGAAGUUGGAAUCUCUUCGGUCUCUUCACAGAAUACCGAGCCUAUUGUGCCCGAGCUUCCCGAGCCUACGGUGAUAGAAAUACCGGUUCCAGUGCCUGUUGUUGAAGAGAAGCCCAUCCCUGAAGUUGGAAUGUCCUAUGUGUCUUCGCAACACACCCAACCUAUUGUGCCCGAGCUGCCCAAGCCUCAAGUGAUAGAGGUGCCAGUGCCUGUUGUUGAAGAGAAGCCCAUCCCUGAAGUUGGAAUGUCCUAUGUGUCUUCGCAACACACCCAACCUAUUGUGCCCGAGCUGCCCAAGCCUCAAGUGAUAGAGGUGCCAGUACCUGUUGUUGAAGAAAAGCCAAUUCCUGAAGUUGGAAUGUCGUCUCUGUCUUCGCAACACACCGAGCCCAUUGUUCCACAGCUGCCAGAGCCAGUACCUGAACCUACACCAGCUAUUCCACAGCUAAACAUCUCUUGGCUGGAUCUCUCUGUCACGGAGCCUAUUACACCCAAGCCAGUGGAAAUUGCUCCGCAGCCCCUACCCACUAUUACGACCUUGCGCUCGGUGGAAACUCAUCCCAUCAACUGGGUCCCUCGAGCUAUUCCUUCCAUGUCCGAGUUUGGCAUUCAGACAGACCCGAUGGAUGAGCCGAAGGCUGCUGCUGGUGUGGCCGUGGCUGUGUUCGAAGAUUCCGAUUCUAGUGAAGCAGAUCGUAGCCGUGCUAGCACUAGUACCAACGAGCAACGGAUAAGCACUGGCUUGGCUCUCAGUGAUAUCUCUGGCAAUGCUCUAGACAGACAACUGACCAGCUCUGUCAGCACUGAUCAGGGCUGUCAGACCAUGUUAUCGUCGGCGCAGAUUGAUCAAAUCCUGAUCGAUCGAGAAUCUGCCCGGCCAGUAUCGUCCGCUGAUAGCAGACAAUCAAGGGAAGUGGCUGCUGUUGCAGUUACAGCCGCAUCGCCAUUCGCAACCCCCAAACUUCGCCCUCGCCCCCAACAUCAAUCAUCUGCCAAAUCAUCCGCAUCCACCACCCCCCGCCGACCAGACACUGCCACUAGCCAGCUCUCUUCUUCUAGCAUCCACCCACCAUUGCCCUCUGAUCACCGCGAGGCGAUCUUGGCUGCUGAAAAGAAGUCAGUUGACCUGGCUCCGCCUGUGUCACCCAGUGUCAUGGGGCCUCCCCUGGCGCCUGCCUCUGCCUAUCGUAUGAACUCGCAGACGGCCCCUCGAACCCCCAACGAGCAAGGUACGACGCGUGCUGGAUCGUCACGGACCGUGUCUACCCAGCCGCGCAUGCGAAGAGGAAGCCAGAGCCAGAUGUCCAGACGAUCAUCGGUAUCAUCAUUUGCAUCCGAAAUUGAAGAAAGAUUUAACUCGAACCCUCACAAUGGACUUAUGCCCAAUGGUCCUAACUCUGAUCCCCGCAUGAUUCAAGCUAUCACUCAAACUAUGAUUGGUGAAUACCUUUGGAAAUAUACUCGCAAGACUGGUUCCGAAGGUAUGUCGACGACACGGCAUCGCCGGUACUUCUGGAUCCACCCCUAUACUCGCAUGCUGUACUGGAGUGAUCGAGACCCCCAGUCCAAUGGAAAGAAUGAGACUCGCGCAAAGAGUGUUCCUAUCGAGGCUGUGCGAGUUGUCGCAGAUGACAACCCGUACCCUCCAGGCCUCCACUGCCGAAGCUUAGAAGUUGUCAGUCCUGGUCGCCGAGUACGAUUCACUGCCAGUACGAGCCAAAGACAUGAUACUUGGUACAAUGCACUAUCUUACCUCCUCGCGAGGGUGGAGAAUAACUCCGAAGAUAAUGACAACAAUGUGACUUUGGAUGACAUUGACGAAUUCAAUCCUGGGUUCCGAUCUGGAUCACGCCAAACAGCGCGCAUGUCUCUCUCCUCUUAUAAUAGCCGCACACUCCGUCAACCACCAAAGCCACAGCGAGCUGCUUCGGCCAUGUCUAUGCGGUCAACAGGGACCCCGGGACGUGCCUCACCUGCUCUCAGCUCCCCGGGUCCCAACUCGGGCCCUCAUUCCUCCUUGCAAGUCCCAGAAGAGCGCCAGCGUUCGUCAUCUCGGCUCAGCAAUAUCUUCAACGGUUCCAUUCGUAGCAUGAAGGGUCGCAGUGGCCAGUCCUCAAGUGUCCAUGAUGGAAGUGUUCGUGGUCAGGAAAGCAUUGAGGAUUUUGGACACACACAUACAGCCGACGAGCAUGACCGACUUGAGAAUGUCCGUGCCUGCUGUGAUGGCAAGCAUGACGUUGGUUCUCUCUCUCGUACGAGUCGAUACAGCCCUCGGGUUGACCGCAUUCAUUCGCAUCACUAA